Equus caballus (horse) is the source of this 2277-nucleotide messenger RNA. RefSeq names its product BTB domain containing 2 (gene BTBD2). Gene Ontology annotation, biological process: neurogenesis. The record is from RefSeq and is a predicted model, not a curated record. Gene Ontology annotation, cellular component: cytosol; P-body. NCBI's taxonomy places the organism in Eukaryota, Metazoa, Chordata, Mammalia, Perissodactyla, Equidae. Gene Ontology annotation, molecular function: protein binding.
CGCACCGACAAGAUGGCGGCGGGUGGGAGCGGCGGGCGCGCGUCGUGCCCGCCGGGGGUCGGUCCGGGCGCUGGGGGCCCUGGGCCCAGCGCCAACGCCGCCCCCGCCCCCGGCAACGCGGCCGCCGCCGCCUCGGCCCCCGCCGCCCCCGGGCCGCCGCCGCCCGCGCCGCCGGGCGGGCCGGGCUCGGGCGCGCAGGCCGCGGCGGGCGCGGAGCGGGCGGCCGAGGAGCCGGCGGCGCGCGAGCCCGCGUACAACUGGCAGGCCACCAAGCCCACGGUGCAGGAGCGCUUCGCCUUCCUCUUCAACAACGAGGUGCUCUGCGACGUGCACUUCCUCGUGGGCAAGGGGCCCGGCGCGCAGCGCAUCCCGGCGCACAGGUUCGUGCUGGCUGUGGGCAGCGCCGUCUUCGACGCCAUGUUCAACGGAGGAAUGGCCACCACGUCCACCGAGAUCGAGCUGCCCGACGUGGAGCCGGCCGCCUUCCUGGCGCUGCUCAAGUUCCUCUACUCGGAUGAGGUUCAGAUCGGGCCCGAGACGGUCAUGACCACGCUGUACACGGCCAAGAAGUACGCGGUGCCGGCGCUCGAGGCCCACUGCGUGGAGUUCCUGAAGAAGAACCUGCGCGCCGACAACGCCUUCAUGCUGCUCACACAGGCGCGCCUGUUCGACGAGCCACAGCUCGCCAGCCUGUGCCUGGAGAACAUCGACAAGAACACGGCCGACGCCAUCACCGCCGAGGGCUUCACGGACAUCGACCUGGACACGCUGGUGGCUGUCCUGGAGCGGGACACCCUGGGCAUCCGGGAGGCACGCCUGUUCAACGCCGUCGUGCGCUGGUCGGAGGCCGAGUGUCAGCGCCAGCAGCUGCAGGUGACACCUGAGAACAAGCGGAAGGUUCUGGGCAAGGCACUGGCCCUCAUCCGCUUCCCACUGAUGACCAUCGAGGAGUUCGCUGCAGGACCCGCGCAGUCGGGCAUCCUGGUGGACCGCGAGGUGGUCAGCCUCUUCCUGCACUUCACCGUCAACCCCAAGCCGCGCGUGGACUUCAUCGACCGGCCGCGCUGCUGCCUCCGCGGGAAGGAGUGCAGCAUCAACCGCUUCCAGCAGGUGGAGAGCCGCUGGGGCUACAGCGGCACCAGCGACCGCAUCAGGUUCUCGGUCAGCAAGCGCAUCUUCGUGGUCGGCUUUGGGCUCUACGGCUCCAUCCACGGGCCCACGGACUACCAAGUGAACAUCCAGAUCAUCCACACGGACAGCAACACCGUCCUGGGCCAGAACGACACGGGCUUCAGCUGCGACGGCUCGGCCAGCACCUUCCGCGUCAUGUUCAAGGAGCCGGUGGAGGUGCUGCCCAACGUCAACUACACGGCGUGCGCCACGCUCAAGGGCCCGGACUCCCACUACGGCACCAAGGGCCUGCGCAAGGUGACCCACGAGUCGCCCACGACGGGGGCCAAGACGUGCUUCACCUUCUGCUACGCGGCCGGGAACAACAACGGGACGUCCGUGGAGGACGGCCAGAUCCCCGAGCUCAUCUUCUACACCUAGGCCGCCCGCGCCGCCCCGUGCAGGGAGCCAGGCUGCCAGGACAGGCGCCGGGGGCGGGCGACACUCCCCCAGGACUCAGCGGGCAGACUGGCCCGCGCCCGCCCCAAGCCGAGGCUCCGCCAGGUCCCUGGGUGGGGCGUCCCCCGUCCCUGCGGCCGCCGGAGCCAGGACUCGUGUGGGACGUCGCCUCCUGUCUGUCCUGUUAGCUGCACACGGCAGUGCAUCCUGGAUCCCCGUUUCUGCGGGAGGAGACGGUGUGUGGGGGGCGCUCCUCCCGCGUCUCGGGGGGCUCUUGGGUCCCUUUUGUUCUGGUCCGUUCACUGCGGACGCUCAGGCCACCGUGACCCCGGGCCCCGGGCCCCCGGCCUGAGCCCUGGAGAGUGAGACUGGUGGGGGGGCUCAGCCCCUCGAGGCCCUGCAGGGCCCCCCAGGGCCCAGCCUCGGGACGCCCCCGCCGGCCCCUGCAGCGGGGCGCACAGGCCCCACCCUGUCUGCCGGGCGGACGCCACGCCCCGACGGCCACCGCACCCAUGGUCCUGGCGCCGCUGCCCCACCAGGGAGCGCUGUGCCCGGACACCUGGAGGGCGCAGCCCCUGCCGCCCCCCCGCCCCCCAUGUCUCCGCCCCAGGGAUUCCUUCUGGAACCUGUGUCCCCGAAGCCGUGAAAGGUGUGCCCUCCUCACGCCGCGCCCCCAAAUGAUUUUUUUUAAUAAAGGAAAGAAACACA